Molecule: messenger RNA, 2785 nt
Organism: Cololabis saira (Pacific saury)
Lineage: Eukaryota; Metazoa; Chordata; Actinopteri; Beloniformes; Belonidae
Gene: fam110b
Product: family with sequence similarity 110 member B
Exons: 5
Coding region: 653-2047 (464 amino acids)
Source: RefSeq, a predicted model, not a curated record
GGCGGAAGCGGCUGCAGGAUGCUGACGGGCCCAGCAGGACCGAACCGAGCCCUGGGAUCCGAACCGUCUCCUGCAGUCCUGGACCCGGACCGGUCCGGUUCCGACCCGCUCACCUGAUCUCCGCUUCACCUGUUCACCUGCGGGGGCCGGGGCCAGUGCGCCUGCGCGGAGCGGAGCAGCGGAGCAGCGGAACAGCUGAGCGGCGGCUCCUUUGUUCUGCUGUGAGUCCUGCUGACAACCUGCAGCAUCUGGACCAGAACCAGGACCAGAACCAGGACCAGGACCAGAACCAGGACCUGGACCAGAACCAGGACCAGAACCAGGACCAGAACCAGGACCUGGACCAGAACCAGGACCAGAACCAGGACCAGAACCAGGACUGGUUCCGUCCCCCCACCAGACCCAGACGUUUCUCACAGAGGUGGUCCAGAUGAGCAGCAUCGACCCGCCGGCAUCUCUGUCCUCCUGAUUCAGGGGCGGGGCUUAGAACCCGGGGGCGGAGCCUGAGCGGUGCCCCCGCCCAGCUGCUGAGGAGGCCCCGCCCACCCCCACCGAGGGUCUUGAUGCGCUGGGGGCCCCGCGGUGGCCCCGCCCUCCUGCGACCCCCCCCCCUGCUGCCACCACGGCCGGCCCCCCCAGGAGCCUGGUUGCCAUGCCGACGGAGACGCUGGCCCCGCCCCUGCAGGACAGCAAGGGCCCCGGCCCCCCCGCCGCCUUUGGGGCCCCCGCCGUGCCGCUGCGCAUCCUCAACAAGGGCCCCGACUACUUCAGGAGACAGGUGGACCCGAACCCGAAGCGUCUCAGCGCUGUGGAGCGCCUGGAGGCCGACAAGGCCAAGUACGUGAAGAGCCAGGAGGUGAUCAACGCCAAGCAGGAGCCCGUCAAGCCGCCGGUGCUGGCCAAGCCCCUCCCCCUGCUGGCCAAGCCCCUCCCCCUGCUGGCCAAGCCCCUCCCCCUGCUGGCCAAGCCCCUCCCCCUGCUGGCCAAACGGGCCUCCGGGGGCGGAGUCUCCUUCAAGGCGUCCAAUAACAACGCCAAGUCGGACACGUGCGCGACGACCAGCGGCGGCAAACGCGAGAACCUGAACCUGGAGAUGCUGAAGAACCUGCUGAACUGCAGCUCGUCCCCGGGACCAGGACCAGGACCCGAGGGACCGGCUGGGGGGGCCAAGAGGUCAUCACCGCGCAGCUGGAUGCCGUCUGGGACUCCGCUGACCUACCGGUCCACCUUGACUCUCAACGAGACGCCGGCGGACUCGGCCCCGAGUCCCAGCACCUCCCACUCCCUCCGGUCCUUCUCCCGCUCCCUGAAGGUGCCGCCGGCUGCCGGGGGGGGGCGGCGCAGCCCGGCGCCCCUGAACCUGAACCUGAGCCGGCGGGUCCGCGAGGGCGGGGCCCUGGACCGGGUCCUGGACUCCCCGUCGCCGCUGCCGCCGCUGCUCAGCUCGCACUCGUCCUGCGACCUGCUGCGGCUCUGCAACGGCCGGCCGCUGCGCUCGGCCCGGUCCAGCAGCUCCUCGGCGCCGCCGCUGCCCCCCAAGCCCAACCCGGCCGGCCUGCCGCCCCCGGCGCUGUCGCUGCCGCCGGCCCGGCCCGACGCCCCCCAGUCCCUGCCCUGCGACCCGGCCGACCCCCCGGAGUCCGACCCGGGCCCCGGCGCCGCCCGGCGCUCCUCGCUGCACCGCUCCAAGUCGGACCUGUCGGACCGCUACGCGCGCGCCGGCGCCGACGUGGAGCGGUUCUUCAACUAUUGCGGCCUGGACCCCGAGGAGCUGGAGGCCGUCGGGCCCGAGAGCUUCGCCCGCGCCAACUCCGACAUCGUCAGCCUCAACUUCCGCUCGGCCUCCAUGGUGUCGUCCGACUGCGAGCGCUCGCGCCGCUCGUCCAACGACGGCGUCUCGGACGGCGACGAGGCGGAGGACGAGGACGAGGACGCCGGCGAGCGCGUGCCCUACGGCAUCUCGGCCGUAGAGAGGAAUGCCCGCGUCAUCAAGUGGCUGUACAGCAUCCGGCAGGCCCGCGACACGCAGAAGGUCUCGCACGUGUAGGACCUGGGGUACCGGGACCGGUCUGGGGUACCGGGACCGGUCUGGGACCGGUCUGGACUACCGGGACCGGUCUGGACUACCAGGCCCGUGACACGCAGAAGGUCUCGCACGUGUAGGACCGGGACCGCCGGGACCGGUCUGGACUACCAGGGCCGGUCUGGACCGGACUGCAGACCCCCAGACCGCGGGACCAGGAGGUCCAAAGACUCAAGUAUCCGAGAAAAUCUGUAAAUAAUGUUCUGUUUUAGUGGCCCGGACUCGGGGACCGGACUCGGGGCCGGACUUGACGACGGACUCGGGGCCGGACUAAGGGGGUCCUUGUUCCGGUUUUCAGACUCGGAGAUCCUGGUUCAUCUGUAUGACGUUGGAGCUAAAGAAGCUAAAGAAGCUAAAGAAGCUAAAGAAGCUAAAGCGGGUGUAAAAGUGCUGAGUCAGCACGGUAAAAACCGCCGAGUCAGAGCGACGAGAACAUUGUAGAAGACUCUAACGACUUUAUCUGCUGCACCGGGUUUGAAGGAUUAGAAUAAAGAAAGCUGUGAAUUUGUAAGAAAAGAUAAGAAAAGAUCUCAGGAACUUUAUCGGUUCCAAGAACAAUAACAAAGAAAUACGAGAGAAGAAGAAGCUGCUGGUUCUGGAAGGUUCCUGGACCUCAUGGUGGACUUUCAGCCUGAGUUCCUUGAGUUCCCAAGUUCUCCAUUUCCCCGAGUUGCUCGAGUUCCCAGAGUUGCUCGAGUUCCU